AUGGGCGAUGACGGCGCGCCGGCAAGCUCCGUUGUCGAGGCCCGCGAGAUCCAGCUCGGAGAAGAUGCUAUACGACGCUGGUAUUACGGCUCAAUCAAGUCAAACUGUUUUCUAUCAUACGCGUGGUCUUAUCAACACGAUAUCCGAGCCCACCCUCGGCUCCAAUUUCAGAUUCGGUCCUACUUGGAAAUAAAGCCCUUUUCCCUCACCAGACCAAAAGAACCUCUGUCCAAGUCACGCCUCGGCCAUGGAACUUUCCGCGUCUUGCGCCCGCAGCCAACAGCCACUAGCCAGCGAUGGUCCGGCGAUCUAAACCAGCUCAACGAUCCAACGACGUGCAAGGACGUGCUCUCCACCAGCAGCAACAACAAUAACCAGAGAAAUAUGGGCUUCAUUUCUUACAGCGACGGCGUACUGGCUGCCGACGUGGAGCAAAAGAACCUACACAGUGCAAUGUGCUGCCGUCCCAACAACCAUACCACCACCGGCGCCGAGUUCACGCCUAAUCAAUACAACACUCCUCCUCCAUCCUACGAGUCCAUCUGCCCUCCGCCUUCAUACGACUCUCUGUCUCCUCCUCCACCCUCAUACGACUCUCUGCCUCCCCCGCCGCCAGCCUACGAGCUUCUGCCCCCGCCUCCUCCCUAUGACUCUCUACCCCCGCCUCCUCCUCCAUACUCUGUCCGUGCCAGCUCCAACAGGACCUGCACGACCUGCUCCUCGUCACGACCUACCCUACCUCCGGUCAGCACGCUCCUAUCCUCCAUCGACGCUGCGCCGUCGUCCUAUUCCACCCCGCCACCCUACACGCCAGUCCCCGUCACGACCACGGCGCCGCGCUUCCCCGUCUUCCACGCGCGCUACCACGGCACGAGCAACUAUGAAAACUCCUGUCGGGACCGCCACAAGCUCUUUAUCCUCACAAACGCCGACGCUGCGAAUCCCCGGGCGCGCGGCAUCUACCUCGCCGUCACAGGCAACCGACGCCGCGGCCUGCGUGUCCGUGAAACGCUCGGAGACGUGCCGGAGAACACGAGAGGGCUGCGCGAGAGCAUCUUGCUGGGCAGUAUAGUAGCUGAAGACAUCGACGCGCUGGGAAACAUAUGCCACCAUGUGCAGUUGGACAGGUUUCCGGUGUUGGCCGGGCGCACGAUGGUCAUGUUGCAGAGCUACUGGCCUCACCCUCACAAGAAUGGGCGGCGGUAG
Molecule: messenger RNA, 1206 nt
Organism: Cordyceps militaris CM01
Lineage: Eukaryota; Fungi; Ascomycota; Sordariomycetes; Hypocreales; Cordycipitaceae
Exons: 4
Coding region: 1-1206 (401 amino acids)
Source: RefSeq, a predicted model, not a curated record